UCCCGGGGGGCGGGGCCGCGGAAGCCGGACGUAAACAGCCCCGGAGUGUCUCGGGCCCAGGCUCCGUCUCGGCGGCGGCGGAGGCGCAGGCCCGGGAGGUGCUCGGGCGGCGUCAGGCUGGUCCGGGGAGAGCGGUGCAAUCAGGAUUGGAAAAGAUGCCAGCCCCAGCUGCCACAUAUGAGAGGAUAGUUUACAAAAAUCCCUCUGAACACCACUACAUGAAAGUCUGCCUAGAAUUUCAAGAACACGGGGUUGGACUGACUGCUGCACAGUUCAAACAGCUGCUCAUUUCAGCCCUGAAGGACCUGUUUGGGGAGGUUGAUGCUGCCUUACCCUUGGACAUCCUAACCUACGAAGAGAAGACCUUGUCAGCCAUCCUGAGAAUAUGCAGCAGUGGUCUUGUCAGAUUGUGGAGCUCUUUGACCCUGUUAGGAUCCUACAAAGGCAAGAAAUGUGCCUUCAGAGUGAUUCAGGUUUCUCCAUUUCUCCUUGCAUUAUCUGGCAAUAGUAGGGAAUUAGUAUUGGAUUGAAUAGCCUUCAAUUUCAGAAACAUUCCUCUGCUCUCAACACUAUCUUUUGGUGCCAGCAUAAUGCUUGAUGACUGAAACAGG
Pipistrellus kuhlii (Kuhl's pipistrelle) is the source of this 611-nucleotide messenger RNA. It is a transcript of the gene RPP14, whose product is annotated as ribonuclease P/MRP subunit p14. Gene Ontology annotation, biological process: tRNA 5'-leader removal. NCBI's taxonomy places the organism in Eukaryota, Metazoa, Chordata, Mammalia, Chiroptera, Vespertilionidae. The record is from RefSeq and is a predicted model, not a curated record. The transcript is spliced from 6 exons. Gene Ontology annotation, cellular component: ribonuclease P complex. The coding region runs from base 156 to 530 and encodes 124 amino acids.